Puma concolor (puma) is the source of this 1050-nucleotide messenger RNA. RefSeq names its product killer cell lectin like receptor G1 (gene KLRG1). The record is from RefSeq and is a predicted model, not a curated record. NCBI's taxonomy places the organism in Eukaryota, Metazoa, Chordata, Mammalia, Carnivora, Felidae.
GCCAAGAUCAAGUGUAUAAUUUUACUCUCUCAGCUGAAUGUGAAUGACAUUAGAUAAAGAUGAUUGACAAUGAUGUUUAUUCUGUAUUACAGUUGUCUACUGAACCUCCAGCCCAGAAUGACUACAGACCACAGGAAAAAGUGUCUUCUCCCAGGUCCCCUCUCUCGCGCCAUGUGGCGAUAGCUUUGGGACUUCUGAACGCCCUUCUUAUGUGUUUGCUGCUUGUCCCGUGGAUUCUGUGCCAAGGUUCCACUCAUGCCAGUUGUCCUAGUUGCCCAGACUUCUGGGUGAGGUAUGGCGACCACUGUUACUACUUCUCAGUGGAGAAAAGCAACUGGGAUUCUAGUCUGGACUUCUGCUUAGCUGAAGACUCCCAUCUCCUUAUGCUUACAGGCAACCAGGAAAUGAGCCUGCUUCAACCUCUCCUCAAAGAGGACUUUUAUUGGAUUGGUCUGAGGAACAAUUCUGGCUGGAGAUGGGAAGAUGGGUCAGCCCUAAACUUUUCAAGGAUUAUUUCAAACAGCUUGAUACAGAAGUGUGGUACCUUCAGCAAAAGUGGUUUCCUAGGCUCUAGCUGUGAGGCUCUUUUACGGUGGGUCUGUAAGAAGGUCAGACUUUGAUGGGUGGAUCUGUCAUAUGGCUCCCUAAAAAGGGGGAGCCAGCCUCUGGGUGCUGGGAUAGUCAUGAGUGUAUAUUUAGUGAAAGCCGAACCUUCUAGAACGUGGCAUUAGAUGUAAGAUUAAUGCGAUUUCCCUGGGACUGAUGGUUUAUUGCCGGACUCUCUUUGAGAACAGUUAGAUAUUAACAAUUUAAAGAUCAGAUCUAGGAAAAUUUGUGAAAGAAAAUAUUGUUUUAGUACUUCUCACAGUAGUGACUGAUGCUGCCUUCUUCACCCCCAUUCCCACCAUCUCUGUCAAAAAUGUACCUUUUCUGUGUUAUGGUCUGACCUGGUCCGACGAUAUCCAUGCAAAUAUAUACUAUUGCUAAUGUAUUACAGAGUUUUGAUGUGUGCUAAUAGACUGGCAUGUUACUUAUCCCUGAUAAUAUGUU